CCGGAAUGUUCUGGUUGUAAAGGUGACUACGCAAUAUAACACAGCAGUUUUCUGGGCAUUGUUUUGAACCAGUACAUACAGUUUGAGGACAGGUAGGGUCUCUUUUUUUCGCAAGUCCAGACGACAUGCCGCCAGCUGUGACACAAGCAGCUUUUGGACGAAGCAUUGGCCAGCCGAAAACCCAGGACUAUUAUAUUUAUCCCAAGAAGGGAUUUCAACGGAAUAACAACGAUAUAAAUGACGACGAAAAUCACCCUCCUCAAAAGUCAGCACGGAACGCCCCCAAAGUGAGGAAUGUACCAAUCAAGCUCAUCAAGAGGGGGAGCCAGGAGGGCGAGCCGCCGCCAUCUCCGGAGCCGGCAUUUACUGAAAUCACGUUUAACCGACAAGCAAACAUGUGCAGGACUCCAGGAGACCGCAAGGUGGUGUCCGAAGAAGACGUGGACGACAAGUUGACCUCUAGACGGGUACCGAUUACUGUGAAACACGAAAUUCGAGUUCCCCGCUCUUUCGAGAGAGAAAAGGACGUGUUCGCGUGGGAUUAUGAUUUUGAGAAAGACGCACCAUUCGGAAUUCGAAGCACUGGUAUCGAUGGCGACGGACUAUGGGGAGUGGGAGGAAAAAGUCUGAGAGAACUCUUGAGGAACAGUUACGAAAGACCAGAGGAAAGAAGACACCAGAGAGACGUCUCCGUCUCCGGUAGUACCGGUAAUGGCUCUGUCGUCGAUUCUGAUAUUGAGGAGGCUGGGGACGAGGUGUUUUGUUGGGAACGAGAGCGUGGUGACGUUAGGCGGGCUCAGAAUGGGGAAGACGGGCAGGGCAAAAAGUCUAAGACCGCAUCUAUUACUAGUAGUAUUAGAAACAGAAAGAUACCGCCAGGAGAGGGUAAAUCUACUCCCGAGGAUAGCAAUGGGUCGGUGGAAAGGGUAAGAGAGCGUAAACCGUGCGUGGAACGAGUAGACUACACCAAACAGAACACGGAAAGACUUUCCAAUUCUAGGCUCGACGCUAUCCUGUCAGAGGUCAAACUGCAGGACAAGAGCCUAGCGAAGUCGGGGGCCUGCCGCUACCCCAUCGCCGGGGACGGAAACUGCCUGUACCGAGCGGUGGCUCACGCCGUGUACGGUAACCAGGCGCUGCACACGGACCUCCGCCGGCGCACCGUGCAGUACAUGCGCGACCAUCGGGACGACUUCGCGCCAUUUCUUGACUGCGACGCCGACUCUUACAUCGCCAAAGCCGCGAAGGACGGGGAGUGGGCCGGCUACACGGAGAUGGUGGCACUGAUGCGGCUCCUCAACGUCGACGUCAGGCUGACGACUGGGGGCACUCCAGGUCAACCGGAUGUGACGUCAGGUGUGCACAGAGUCCGGGAGGAAGUUGACGUCAAGGGUAAUAAAACUGUCUGGUUGUCGUGGCUGAGUCACGGACAUUAUGACGCGGUGGAAAAGAUAUCGUAGAGAAAUAUUUUGGAAAUAUUUGGUACCCAAGCCCGUCAAUAACAUAUUAAAAUGUAUAGCUUAUAUAAACUGAGUCAGACAAAACGUUUUGUAUCUUUCACCAGUCUUUGAAUUCGAAAUGUACAUAUCACUUCAACUGUUGGAAAUACAAGCUACAUGUUACAUAUUGUAACUGAUUAGAAAGGAUAUACAAAAACAUGUAUAGAUCAUAUUCUAUUGCCCACUCUUUUAUCUUUAUCAUGCUGUCUUUUGUGUACAAGUGUACAAGUAUUACAUCAGCAUAUCUUGCAUUCAUUUUUGAUGUACACCGUUUUGCACUCUCUAGUAUGGAUUAAUGCCAUAGUCAAAAGACAUUGACCGAUUAUUCUCUCACCAUCUUAUAUUGGUUAUGCUACCUUCAUUGGUCAGCUAACAACUUUAAGAUUGUUAUUAUUAGGAAUAUUGUUCUAAGGAAUAUAUUCAAAAAGAAUUCACAAACACGUAG
This is a messenger RNA of Branchiostoma floridae (Florida lancelet), 1944 nucleotides long. RefSeq lists its product as uncharacterized. The record is from RefSeq and is a predicted model, not a curated record. Bases 126 to 1460 code for a protein of 444 amino acids. The transcript is spliced from 2 exons. Gene Ontology annotation, molecular function: cysteine-type deubiquitinase activity. NCBI's taxonomy places the organism in Eukaryota, Metazoa, Chordata, Leptocardii, Amphioxiformes, Branchiostomatidae. Gene Ontology annotation, biological process: protein deubiquitination.